AUGACUACUCGAUCGAGCGUUUCGGUGCCUGGGCUUCCGGGGUAUCUGGCACCCCGACGCCAGAAGCGGGUCCAGGUGGCUAGGGCAUGCGAUGAAUGCCGACUCCGACGCAGGAAAUGCGACAACAAAAUUCCUUGUUCAAACUGUACGGCAAAGGCACGAACAUGCAGUAACAGUGGAGCGCCCAAAGCAUCAACGCUUACUCAAGCCUCCGAGGAGAUUGAGUGGCUCAAGCAGAAAGUCCAGCAGCUAGAAGCAGAGCUCGAACAGCGGUCCAACGAGGGCAAUAAUCUUCCCACGCCAACAGGGUCUUCAUCAUCGCCACCUCGGGUCUUUUCAUUUGCAAGGAAAUCUGAAAUCGUCGACUCGGGUGAUUUGAAAAAAUACUGGGGCGGCAUACAGCUUCGCCCUGCGAGAUCAUCCAAUGAUACAUGGCUUGGCCCGUCAUCACUGCAUUCUUUCAUCCAGCGUCUCAGCGUGUUUCUGAGUCUCAGUCUUCAACAGACACAUUCUGCAAAUAAGUUAUUUCCCAUCUCAGCCAGCGAUAGCAAAUUACUGGACAGACCAGCAGGUCCCGACAUAGACCCAGUCCGUCGGCUGGUCUCAACGGGGAAACUCUCCACUGCUGGUUUCAAGAAGCAUUACCAGUCUCUAUGGGUGUCUGGUGGCAAAGAACGAAAGCCAUCAGCUCUCGUCGAUAUCAUCAUUGCCAUGUGCAUGCAAUAUGGCAUUUCAACCCUACCCUUAGACACCCAGGGGUUCCUCGUAGAAGGCCAAGAUGCCUUGGUUGCCGGCCGAUGGCACUUUUGGCGUGGGCAGACACUGCUCACAUACGAGCUUGAAAGUCCCUCGCUAUCAACCCUGCAAUCCCAUCUACUCUGUUCAGUCUAUCUGUGCGGUGGGUCUUUCCACAAUAUGCUGGACAAUUCCAUCGGUCAAGCUGUGCGCACCGCUUACGCCCUGGGCCUUCAUUUGGACCCCUCGCCGAGCAUGCCUGAGCAAGACCGCGAGAUGCGGAGACGCUUAUGGUGGGCGGUCUAUCUUAUGGAUAGCAAAGCCGGAAUGAAGCUCGGUCGCCCCUUCAUGCUGCGUGAUUCUCAUGUUAUGCCGUGCUUACCAAGCGACAGCUUUGAGGCUGCAAGGAUGUCGGGAUCCGCUUUUGCACCCAUUGGCGACAUUUCUACGUGGCUGAGUUUUAACCUCCAGCAGACCGAGCUAUACAUCAAAGCACGAGCUGCCUACACGAGCUACUAUGACCAGGAACUUAACUUGCGGGAUGGUCAGGCGAUAUGGGAUGAUUCUCAUGCCCUCCAAGCCAGCGCAGAAGUUUUGUUCCCGCAUAUUCAGAUCCUCCAAGAAUGGACCGACAGCGUACCAGAGGCUCUAAAGUUGAAGCGUCAAAACAAUGGCAAUCCUCUUUCCACGGAUGGCACACGCCUGUCACUUGAGCAGUUUGCUCCACUCUGGCUCCAACGGCAGCGUGUUCUCCUGGAACACUCAUAUCACCACCUCAGCAUCAACCUAUACCGACCGCUGAUCUCCUUCUCUUCCAAGCCGUCGCCAGGAUCUCGAGCGGAGGAGAUCGCUAUGCGCUGUGCUUCCCAUGCUAUCAUGCUAUCGAAGAUUACGCAACAGGUCCUUGCAGAUACUUCCAUCCUCGAUGGGUGGCAUGAGGCUUUCCACUGCCAAUGGAAUGCAGCUAUGACGCUCAUUGGCUUUCUCAUGGUGUAUCCGGAUGCAUCGUUGACCAUUGAAGCCAGAAACGCGAUCGACCUAGCAGUCGCUGUAUUUGAUAACUUCGGUGCCAAGUUUGCUGUCGCAGCGAAUGCAGCCAAGAUUAUGCGAGAUCUAUGCACCAAGGUUGAUUUUCUGGCAAAGCAUAGCCAGUCCCAGCGUGAUUCUUUGGAUGGCCUCCAUACUAUCUCUAUGGAUGGUUCUAUCCCGCAAGAUCUUUCUUUUGACUCUUCCCUAAAUUCAACACUAAGAGAUUGGAGCUCAUACGCGAAUGACCUUACUGCACCAGAUUUGAGCUUGUUCGACAUGGCUGUUGAUGUUGACUUCUGGAAUAACCUUGAUGCGCUAUGGCCGGAAGCUGACAAUUUGUCUCAAUACCAAUCGGAGAUCUGA
Penicillium canescens is the source of this 2127-nucleotide messenger RNA. RefSeq names its product Zn(II)2Cys6 transcription factor. The transcript has 2 exons. The coding region runs from base 1 to 2127 and encodes 708 amino acids. Gene Ontology annotation, molecular function: DNA-binding transcription factor activity, RNA polymerase II-specific; RNA polymerase II cis-regulatory region sequence-specific DNA binding; zinc ion binding. The record is from RefSeq and is a predicted model, not a curated record. NCBI's taxonomy places the organism in Eukaryota, Fungi, Ascomycota, Eurotiomycetes, Eurotiales, Aspergillaceae. Gene Ontology annotation, biological process: positive regulation of transcription from RNA polymerase II promoter by galactose; DNA-templated transcription. Gene Ontology annotation, cellular component: nucleus.